Brassica napus (rape) is the source of this 1751-nucleotide messenger RNA. RefSeq names its product cytosolic sulfotransferase 1-like. Gene Ontology annotation, biological process: sulfation. Gene Ontology annotation, molecular function: sulfotransferase activity. The transcript has a single exon. Lineage: Eukaryota; Viridiplantae; Streptophyta; Magnoliopsida; Brassicales; Brassicaceae. Gene Ontology annotation, cellular component: cytoplasm. Bases 391 to 1350 code for a protein of 319 amino acids. The record is from RefSeq and is a predicted model, not a curated record.
CCGGUUAGUCUCUAUAAAUUUUUCGACAACCAAACUACCCGAAUACCGAGCCAAACAAACUACCAGAUAUUAAAUAAUUUGCAAAUUUUCUAAUUGCUUGAUUAGUUGUUACACGUUACAAGAAUCCAAAAGAUCUCAUAUACUUUAAAAAAAAACAAAAUAUGAAUCGGACUUCUCCAUCAAAUAAUUUGCAAUUUUUCUAAUUGCUUGAUUAGUUGUUUGCACAUCACAAUCAUCCAAACACAUAUUUGCUUAAAAUACUAAUCAGAUUCCAUCUUCUCAUGAUCAGGAGCUAAAUAGAUGUGUUUUCAUAUAGAAGCAAAACACAUUUCUAAACACAAAGGAUUAACAAAGAAACAUGGCUGACAAUGAACUUCCUAUGAACUUCCUAUGAACUUGAGAGAAGACAACGUAAGUGAAGAAACAAAGAAACUGAUAUCUUCACUUCCUACAGACAAAGACUGUAUAGGGAAGCUCUGCAAGUACCAAGGAUGUUGGUAUUACUACAACACUCUCCAAGGAGUCAUCAAUUUCCAGAACAACUUUCAGGCACAAGAGACUGAUAUAAUCCUAGCUUCUUCCCCAAAAUCCGGCACAACUUGGCUCAAGGCACUCACGGUCGCACUCUUGGAGAGAUCUAAACAUCAUGAUGGUCAUCCAUUGCUGUCAGAUAAUCCUCAUGCCUUAGUACCAUUCUUGGAGAACAAUCUUUAUCUCAAAAGCUCAACACCGGACCUAACCAAGUACUCAUCAUCAUCAUCCCCGAGGCUGUUUGCGACUCACAUGCCUUUGCUCACAGUGAAAGAGGGACUCAAGGGUUCUCCUUGCAAGAUUGUGUUCAUGUGCAGGAACGCAAAGGAUGCGUUGAUAUCCCUAUGGUACUUCAGGUGCAAGUAUCAAAAACUCGAAAUGACUAGAGGCAUUCUCGAGUCAAUGUUCGAGUCUUUGUGCAGUGGAGUCAGCUUCUACGGUCCCAUAUGGGACCAAGUCCUCAGCUACUGGAGAGGCAGCUUGGAAGAUCCGAGUCGUGUCCUGUUCAUGAAGUACGAGGAAAUGAAAGAAGAGCCUUAUGCUCAGCUCAAGAGACUUGCGGAGUUCUUUGGUUGUCCUUUCACCGAGGAAGAAGAAGAGAGCGGAGGUGUGGAAAAGAUCUUGGAGCUCUGCUCCCUGCCUAGUCUUAGCGACUUGGAGAUCAACAAGUCCGGAAAAAACGUCAACGGCGUGGAUUACAAGUUCUAUUUCCGAAAAGGAGAAGUCGGGGACUCGAAGAAUCAUCUCACUCCUGAGAUGGAGAGCAAAAUCGAUAUGAUCAUAGAGGAAAAACUGAAAGGUUCAGGUUUGAGUUUCUAGAGUAUUGUUAUAUAUCCUCUGCUGUUGCUGCUGCUGCUGCUGCUGUUGUUGUUGUUGUUGUUGUUGUUGUUGUUGUUGUUGUUGUUGUUGUUGUUGUCGUUGUCGUGUUUCUAUUAUAAUUAACGUAAAUAAGAGUAACUUUGGUUUGAUUUGUAUUGUUCCAAUAAGGAGUUUGAAGAGUGAGGCAACUAUUAAGAAGAAAAUCUUCAUUAUCAUCAUCCUCUAAUCUAUUUCUUCCUUGAUAAAGGUAAGAAUGCUAAAGUUACAAAACAAAAAUAUAUCGGAAAGCAAAGUCUUGACACAAAGCCGGAAGUAUAAGAGAUCAGUUUCUUUUUAGUUUCUACACUUACGUAGUUACGUUGUCUUCUUUCAUUGCGAGUCAUGUUUUUUUUUUUUUUUUU